AUGCCCGACGCCCUAAACCCAUACGGACCCCUCUACUCAAACCCCCAAGGCGUCGGUGAUAAACGCCCAACCGCCCUGCAAGUCGUCCGCGACGAAGGCGCCCUAGGCACCUACAGCGGCAAAGUCGCCUUGGUAACCGGCGGGACCAACGGAAUCGGUGUUGAGACUGCACGAGCACUGCAUGCCACCGGCGCAGAUGUAUACUUCACUGCCCGGGACGCAGCCAAGGGCGAGAGGAUCCGCCUGGAUAUCCUAUCCCGGUCAGAGGGGCGUGGGAAAUUGGAGGUUCUCAUGAUGGAUUUGGAUUCAUUGGAGUCUAUCCGGGCCGCGGCGGAUUCCUUCUUAAAGAAGAGUCAGAGGUUGGAUAUUCUUGUUAACAAUGCUGGAAUAAUGGCGCCCCCCUACAGUAAAACCACCGACGGCUUCGAGCGCCAAUUCGGGGUAAACCACCUUGCCCACUUUCUGCUCACUAUCCUGCUCCUCCCUCUUCUCGAAAAAAGCGCAACGCGCAAUCUCUCCUCCCGGGUAAUCAACAUCUCCUCCUCCUCGCACCGCCACGGCCUCGUCAGCUUCGAGCACUUCAAUUCCCACCCAUCAAUAUACAACCCAGAGGCCGCAUACGCCCAAAGCAAGACCGCCAAUAUCUGGACCGCCAACUACAUCGACCGCGUAUACGGAAGCCGGGGCGUGCAUGCGCUUUCCGUUGGUCCGGGGGGCAUUUGGACGGGUUUGCUCGCGUACAUCCCGCCGGAGUUGGUGGAGUUGUUUAAGAAGGAUGAGUCGAUUGUGCCGAAUAUGCAGACUGCCGAGCAGGGUGCGGCCACUACACUCUGGGCGGCUGUUGGGAGGGUUUGGGAGGGGAAGGGGGGUGAGUAUCUUCAUGAUUGUAGGGUGGCGCCGCCGGAGAAGGGGGAUCUGUAUUCGGUAAUGAGUAGUUGUUCGGCGCCGUGGGUUAAGGGGAGGGUGGAUGAUGAGGAUAGGUUAUGGCGGUUGAGUGAGGAAUUGGUCAAUGCACAGGCCCCAUAA
Aspergillus puulaauensis is the source of this 1026-nucleotide messenger RNA. RefSeq lists its product as uncharacterized. The record is from RefSeq and is a predicted model, not a curated record. The transcript has 2 exons. Bases 1 to 1026 code for a protein of 341 amino acids. NCBI's taxonomy places the organism in Eukaryota, Fungi, Ascomycota, Eurotiomycetes, Eurotiales, Aspergillaceae.